AUGGCAACGUUUUACAUGUUCUAUGCAAUAAUUUUACAAUGGUUAAUUUAUUCUACGAAAGAAGUGAUUCUUAUAGGAAUAAGCAAUGAACAAAGCCGACCAGCAUCUCUUCAAUGUUAUUCAGAUUAUAGUAUGAGAGCGUAUUAUAAUUCUAACGGAAAAGCUUUAGAUGAGAUGAAACAAUUCGAAAUUAACACUCGAAAAUUCAUUACUACUAAACGAGUCUUAAAAUCAUACGUCAUCCCCGUCGUUUUCCAUGUAUAUGGAACUAAUUUUGCUGGGAAAACAGUUAAUGACAAUACAAUCAUCAGAGCUCUUAAAAAAUUAAAUGAUGAUUUUCAUGGAUUGAAUCACGAUUUCAACACUGUUCAUUCUGCUUUCUUAGGAAAUCGGUCGACAUUUGAUGUAACUUUUAAACUUGCUCGAAAAGAUCCUAAUGGAAGUCCAACAACUGGAAUCAUUUAUUAUCCGGAAAAAAGUGGCUAUGGAUCCAAUGCUCGUAAUAGUGAAAUACAAGCAGAAGCAUGGAAUAAUUAUAAAUACUGUAAUGUAUAUAUUCAAUUAGAUCUGUUUGGCAAUAGUGAAUGGUAUCAUGCUGGUAUUGCAUGGUAUCCAGAUAGUGGAAUGUCGGAUGCUAAAUUAGCGCGCAUUGUGUAUAACGGUCAAUAUUUAUAUGGAAAUACGGACGAUGAAUUUUCAUCACUUUUAACUCAUGAAUUCGGUCAUUGGCUUAAUCUCAUUCAUACAUUUGAAGAUGGUUGUACAGCCUCAUCUGAAAACCAAUGUGAUCAAACAGGAGAUAAAGUUUGUGACACACCACAGACAGUGGGUAAUCAAGGUUGUGGGGAUGUUCAUAAUUGCGUUGGAAAUUACGUCAACAGUGAAAAUUAUAUGGACUAUAGUGGUGCAUAUGGAUGUUAUAAAAUGUUUACAUCGGGUCAAGUAGCUAGAAUGGAAGCUGCCAUGCAUCAUGCUGCGAGAAUCACAUUAUGGCAAAAUGAAAAUCUGAUAGCUACAGGUGUCGUAGGUGAUGACGAUGUACUACCACGAGCCGCUUAUAUUUGUCCUAAUGCUACAUGGAUAUCGAACGGAGCAAUUGUGGCUGGCGGUUCUUGGGGUACAGCAAAUAACAAAUUAGCUUAUCCAAGUGGCUUGGAUGUUGAUGAUGAACAAACCGUCUAUGUUACUGACCCAUUUAAUCAUCGUAUUAUGGCAUGGAAGUAUGGUGCAACUACUGGCGAAAUAAUUGCCGGCCAUGGUUACGGUGCAAAUGGUCUCUUAUCAACCCCAACAGAUGUGAUUAUUGAUAGAAAGACAGAUGAUCUCAUCAUUUGUGAUGCAGGAAACCGACGAGUGAUACGACAAUCUCGCCUUAAUAGUACAAAUGGACAAACAAUAAUUUCGAAUGUUCACUGUAUGUGCUUAGCUUUGGACGAUAAAGGAGCUCUCUAUGUUUCUGACGCAAAUCAAUCUAUUGUUCGACGAUGGUCUCCAGGACAGCCUCUAGGAACGGUAGUGGCAGGGGGCGGCGGGCAAGGCGAUCGUCUCGAUCAGUUCAAUUUUCCAAACUUCAUAUUCGUCGAUCGAAACUAUUCAGUGUACGUAGCCGAUGGUUAUAAUAAUCGUAUAAUGAAAUGGGAGAAAGGCGCGAAAGAAGGUAUUGUAGUGGCUGGUGGUCGAGGAUCGGAAGAUGAUCCAGCACAAUUGGCGAAUCCUCGAGGUAUCAUUGUUGAUCAAUUGGGCACUAUCUAUGUGGGUUCGUAUCACAAUUCUGGAAUAAAGCGUUGGAAGAAAGGAGCUACCCAUGGAGACGUUCUUAUUGGUGCCAAUGGUCAAGAUGUACAAUCGAUUCCACUGCAGGGUCCUCAUGGAAUUGCAUUCGAUCGUCAAGGAAAUCUCUAUGUUGCCGAUAUGUGGGGAUGUCAGGUGUUAAGAUAUGAUAUUGACAAGAGCUUGUGCUAG
This is a messenger RNA of Rotaria sp. Silwood1, 1962 nucleotides long. The record is from the annotation of a GenBank genome assembly. NCBI's taxonomy places the organism in Eukaryota, Metazoa, Rotifera, Eurotatoria, Philodinida, Philodinidae.